Messenger RNA from Neurospora hispaniola, 4783 nucleotides. RefSeq lists its product as uncharacterized. The record is from RefSeq and is a predicted model, not a curated record. Bases 147 to 4730 code for a protein of 1527 amino acids. Lineage: Eukaryota; Fungi; Ascomycota; Sordariomycetes; Sordariales; Sordariaceae. Gene Ontology annotation, cellular component: cytoplasm; nucleus; actin cortical patch. Gene Ontology annotation, biological process: actin cortical patch assembly; endocytosis; endosomal transport. The transcript has 2 exons. Gene Ontology annotation, molecular function: calcium ion binding; protein binding.
CCCCUUUUCCCCUCGUCGUGUAUCAGGUGUUGCUGCGUCCGUUUCCGCAGCCCCAAGCCCCUCUCUUCCUCGUCCGAGACUCCUAGACCCGACACCAGGGCCAUCGAAUUGCAUUUAGUAAUAUACACGAGGAGGAGCCGCCCAUCAUGUACUCGAACUCGAAUGCCUUCCUCGGGGGCGCCAACAGCCUUCGUCCCGGCCAGCAGCCGCAGCAGCAACAGCAACAAUACGGCGCCCCGAGUCCGUUUGGCCAACAGGGCCCGAUGCAGCCUCAGCCGACCGGGUUUGCGCCGCAGCCGACCGGGUUCGCUCCCCAACCUACCGGCUUUGGUCCACAACCGACCGGCUAUGGUCAGCAACAACAGCAGCCGCUCCAGCAGCAGUUCACGGGAUACCCGGGGUUGCAGGCCCCCCAGCAACAGCCUCAGCUUCAGCAACAGUUCACCGGUUUCCAGCCUCAGGCUACUGGCUUCCAGCCCCAAGCGCCCCAACAGCAGCCGUUCCAAACCGGCAUGCCUCCUGUCCCAGCAAUUCCCCAGCAGUUCCAGCAACAGCAGUCGUUCCAGCAGCAGCAACCAUCGAUUCAGCAACCCCAGCCGACUGGGUUCCCAUCCGUACAGAUUCAAGCGCCGGCUCAACAGCCUGCCCCGACCGCCCAGGGUGGCAUCGCCCCUCCUCCGCCCGUGAAGCCCCAGGCUACGGGCUUUUCUGAGAUGGCCGCCUCUUUCCAGACGGCUGGGGGCAAGGGACGGAGGGCCGAGCAGAAGACCAACACUGUCAAGAUCCCCAACAUCCGCCUGUCUUUCAUCACGGCGCAUGACCAGGCCAGGUUCGAGACGCUUUUCAAGUCGGCUGUGGGAGAUGGACAGACUACCAUGUCGGGUGAAAAGGCGAGGGAUCUUCUUCUGCGGUCGAAGCUGGAUGGAGACUCGCUAUCACAAAUCUGGACAUUGGCGGAUACCACAAGAUCUGGGCAGCUACACUUCCCCGAGUUUGCCCUGGCCAUGUACCUUUGCAACCUCAAGAUCACUGGCAAGGCACUUCCUAGCGUCCUACCUGAUCAUAUCAAGAAUGAGGUUUCGAGCAUGGUGGACAUCAUCAACUUCAGUAUCACCGACGAUGCGGGCUCUAGCUCUGCCCCGGCAUCUAACGCCCCCAGCUUUGCUACGCAGCAGAAUGCGGCGGCCGUUCCGACCAUUCAACAGCCCCAGCCCCAGCCGUCAAACUCGGCGAUUCUCCAGGCGCAGAUGACUGGUUUUCCUGCUCAGCAAACCGGUUUCAUGGGUCAGAACCAGGGCCUUCAACCCCAGCAGACUGGAUUCCCGGGAAUGAACCCCCAGCCAACUGGCUACGCCGGUCCUAUGCCUCCCAUGCCUCCCAUGCCGACCGGAUUUGGCUCAAGUCUGUCGCCUAACGCUGGCCCUGGCGGCAUGGUUGCUCCUCUCAACUCUCAGCCCACUGGAAUGCCUGGACAAUGGGGACUGGUCAAUACGCCUGCCACCGGAUUGCCUCUCAUCGAUGCGCUCCAGGCUCGCAUGAUGCCUCAACUGGGACGUGAACAGCGGAAUUAUACUACGGCCGGACUUCAAGGUAAUGCCGUCAUCCCCUGGGCCAUCACCAAGGACGAGAAGACGAGGUACGAUGCUCUGUUCCGGGCUUGGGAUGGUCUGAACAAAGGUUUCAUCGCUGGCGAUGCUGCUAUUGAGAUCUUUGGCCAAAGUGGCUUGGACAAGCCUGAUCUUGAGCGCAUUUGGACCCUCGCCGACAAUGGAAACAAGGGCCGCCUGGAUUUGGAUGAAUUUGCGGUGGCUAUGCAUCUGAUUUACCGCAAGCUUAACGGCUACCCUAUUCCUAACCAGCUUCCUCCUGAGCUUGUUCCUCCGUCUGCGAGAAACCUCAGUGCGUCUAUUGGUAUGGUCAAAAACAUGCUUCAUCAGGAAUCCGAGCUCCGCAAAAAUACUGGGGCCUCGUUGCUGCCCCAGAAGACCGGCGUCAGCUAUCUUAAAGGCCACUCUUUCAAGAACACUGGGGCCAACCGCAAGGAUGCUACCGUGUUCAAGAACAACGAUGAGGAGGUGGGGUAUCGCUCCAGCGCGCGCCGUCGCAUGGGCACGUCUCCUCGUCCCGAAUCUCCGGCGGCCAGUAACUCCGGUGAUGACCUAACUAUUGAGCAACUUCGCAAGAAGAUCAAGGAGAAGCAGGUACUUCUUGAUGCCAUGGAUUUCAACGAUGAGAAGAACAUGGAGGAGGACGACAUUCUUGACAGACGCGACCGGCGCGAGGCCGAUGAACUAUACCGCCGUAUCCGAAGAAUCCAGGAGGACAUUGACAAUCAUCCAGAUGCCCAGCUGAUGAGCGCCGACUCUGACGCCGAGAGACGCGCACUCAAACGCCAGCUGCAGCAGCUUACUGACAGAAUUCCAGAGCUUGCGUCCCAGGUUCGGAAGACUGAGAAGGCCAUUGCCGACGCCAGACUUGAGCUCUUCCGCCUCAAGGAUGCCAAGGCUCAUCCUAACAGCGCCGCCGCUAUUGUCGGUACUGGUCCGGGUGGUAUGGUCACCGAGUCCGACAGAAUCAAGGCCCGUGCGAAGGCCAUGAUGCAGCAGCGGACAGCUGCCUUGAUGGGCAAGAAGAUCGAUAUCGGUGAUGAUGAUGCCGAUGCCCCCAAGCGCUUGGAAGAUGAGAACAUCAAAAUCAAGACCGAAAAAGAGAACAACGAGCGCAUGGUCAGGGACGUUGAAGAUAGCGUCCGCGAAUUCGCCAAGGGUAUUGAAGAUAGUCUCAAGGAGGGUGCUGCGGAUUCCACCUCUGAACACGAGAAGCGUCGCUGGGAGGAUGCCCUUGGCGUGGAGGACGAGGUCAGAGACUUCAUCUUCGAUCUUCAGCGGGAAAGCCGGGCCGCUCGCAUUCGGUCUCAGGACCGCCAGGGCGGCCGUAAGGCCACCCAGGAACCUGUCAAGGCUGAGGCCCCCGUUUCUGCCCGCGUAGAAACCCCUUCCCCGUCGAUUUCGCGGACAUCUACCCCGGCUUCCACUGCUGGCGGCGGUUCUUACUCUUCCUACAAGACACCAGAGGAGCGCGCUGCCUUCAUCAAGCAGCAGGCCGAGCAGCGCAUGGCUGAGCGCCUUGCUGCUCUCGGACUCAAGGCUCCCGGUAAGCCGGGUGAGACUGCCGCUCAGCGAGCUGAGCGCGAAAGGGCUGAGCGAGCUGAGAAGCGGCGUCAGGCCGAAGAGGAAGAUGCUCGUCGUGAGGCCGAAAGACAAGCGAAACUGGCUGAAGAGGAGGGCGGGCCUGCGCCUGUCGCAUCUCCCAAGGCCGAUUCUCGCCCGCCCCCUCCGCCCCCGAGCAGAAAGGCCGGUAAGGCUGAUGAUAGACGCGACGAAGAGGCUGCCGCUAAGAAGGCUGAGGAAGAACGCCUGGAACGUGAGCGCGAGGAGCAGGAGCGUGAAACUCGUGAGCUGGAGGAAAGCGCCAAGGCCCAAGAAGACGAACUUGCCAAGGAACGUGCGGAAGCUGACGCUCGUCUCAAGGCCCUGGAAGAGCAAGUCCGUCUGGGCAAGCUGAAGAAGGAAGAGGAGAAGCGUAAGAAGAAGGCUGCUAUGGCUGAGGCUAAGGAAAAGGAGGCCCAGUUGGCUGCUCGCCGUGCCGAAAUCGAGGCCGCCCGUAAGCGUGAAGAGGAGCUCCGCAAGCAACUCGAAGCGAUCGACGAUGAAGACAGCUCUUCUUCCGACGACGAGGGCCCGGAGCAAAUCACUCCCCAGGCGUCUACUCCUACUGUUGGUGGUAGCCAAGUCGGCACUCACGAGCAGGAGCCCAACUCUCCCCCUCCUCCUGCCCCGGCGUCUGUGGCCUCGCCUCCCCAGAUCGUUACGACUAGCCCCAACGCCGAGAGGGAGAGUCGCAACCCGUACUUCAAAAUGAUGUCCCAGUCCUCUGAAGCAUCUACUUCUUCGGUUGCUGCACCAGUCGCUUCGCCUCCUCCGCAGGCCGAUGUCUCGACUAACCCGUUUCACCGCAUGACGCAGGCAGCCGCCGCGCCAGCUGCUGCUGUUAGCAGCGCUGUUAGUGGUGCUGUCAGCGGUAUUAGCGAUGCUAUUAGUGGUGUAAUGCCUAGCAGACGUCGUCCCAACGAUGAUGAUGAUGAUGACUGGGGCUCAGAGAAGGGCUCGGACGAUGAGGACUCCGAUGACGAGGGCAGACCGGGCGGCAAUAGCGCCGCUGCGCUUGCCUCCAUUCUCUUUGGUACCAUGGCGCCUCCUCGUCCCCUAUCCGCCACCGGUGACAAGCCUACUGCAAGCACUCCUCCGGUUGUGAGCUCCCCUAGCUCGCCUCCCCCUCCUCCGGCCCCAGUGGAGCCCUCUGCUGGUUCUCCUCCUCCUCCUCCGCCCCCUCCCCCGGGUCCUCCUCCUGCUCCCAGCGGUGGUGCUCCCCCGCCGCCUCCUCCUCCUCCGCCUAUGCCUGAGUCCGGAGCCCCUGCUGCUCCUCCCCCGCCCCUCCUCCCGGUCCCCCUCCGGCUCCUGGUGCCGUUCCUCCCCCGCCACCCCCUCCUCCUGGUGGUGCUCCUGCUCCCUCUCUUCCUGCUGGAAGACCCGCUGGCCUCCUUGGAGAGAUCCAAGCCGGCAGGGCUCUCAAGAAGACGCAGACGAAGGACAAGAGCCAAGCUGCUGUUGCCGGCCGGGUGCUCGACUAAGCGAUGUCUACAGUGCUCUAGCAUUGAGGCGUUGUCUUAGACCAGUGGCGUAUGUGGCAAUGGGAAGAUGGUCAUGCGGGAGUUAGGGGUUCA